Molecule: messenger RNA, 961 nt
Organism: Salvelinus namaycush (lake trout)
Lineage: Eukaryota; Metazoa; Chordata; Actinopteri; Salmoniformes; Salmonidae
Product: dynein regulatory complex protein 9-like
Exons: 4
Coding region: 151-645 (164 amino acids)
Biological process (GO): cilium organization; sperm axoneme assembly
Cellular component (GO): sperm flagellum; cytoplasm
Source: RefSeq, a predicted model, not a curated record
UCGGAGUGUUCCGGCUUGGUGAUGGACAUCAUAGCAGGAUGCUCAACAUAUCUAAGUCGGACAUCUGUAAUAAGUGGGAGAAGUCAGGCCACUCUGCUCAUGUCACCAUACAGAACAAUUACUGGCUGACAGUGUUCACAGACCAUCAGGAUGUCGGUUCCUUUGUCUGGGGUAGAGCUGCUCAGAGUGUGUACAGUGCUCCAGGACUGUGAGGCACAGCUGUCAGUGCUGGGUCACAUCAUGCCCGACACCUACAGGGGUCGUCCAGAAGCUGAUAAGUUUGUGUCAGCCGACAUUGCACAGGUCCUUGAACAGCAGAAAGGGGCAGAGCAGAACCUGAAAGCAGCCCGUCAGUUUGAGAGAGAGUCUGGGAGACUGUCAGAUGCCACCCGUGAGCUGCACAGAUCCCAGAAGGAACUGAACCGCACACUAGAGGAGAACCCACUGUCCCCUGACAACCUGGCCAAGGUGCAGAGAGACAGUCAGUUUGUGGCUCACGUGAUUGCUGAUGUGUUGGCAGAGCUGCAAGAGAAAGGGACCUUUCACAGCUUGCUUUUCGCUGUGGGAGAAGAGAAAAGAAGGAAGGCCAACCUCCAGGACAUAAUAAUCAGGUCAGGUUAUGGUCAAUAUGAAUAUGUAGGCUAAUAAUUCAUUGUCUGUGCAGGCAAUAGUCAAAUUCUUUCAAAACCCACACAAAGAGGAGGCUGCUGAGGGGAGGGUGGCUUGUAAUAAUAUCUGGAAUGUUGUAAAUGGAAUGGUAUCAAACGCAUGGAUGUGUAUGAUACCGUUCCAGCCAUUUCUAUGAGCCUGUUUUAUUUUGAUUGAAAACAGAGCUAUAAUUUGUCUUUGCUUAUUAUAGGACUUGCAUACAGUGUCUGCCUUAAAAUUCAAUCUAAAAAGGGAUUACAUUUGAUGUUUUUUCCGAUAGAUCUACACAACCUACUCCACAUUUUCAAAGUGA